AUGUCGUCCAAAAUGCAAACAAAACGCCUGCUGCGUGAGCUAACGCAGCUCAAGAAAACGCCAUGCCCGAACAUUUCCCUCCAGUCCACCGACAGCCUCGAGACAUGGUUUGUAGACAUAAAGGGCGUCGACAACACGCUGUAUGCAAACGAAAACUUUACACUGCAGUUCAAGUUUACCCGGGAAUAUCCAAUUGAGGCUCCAGAGGUUACGUUUAUUGGGAACGUGCCGCUACACCCACAUGUCUACAGCAAUGGCCACAUUUGCCUCAGCAUUCUGUACCAGUACUGGACGCCUGUGCUCACCGUCGAUGGCAUUUGUCUGUCGAUACUGUCGAUGCUAUCGAGCUGCGAGAAAAAGGAGCUCCCACGGAAAAACGACGUGUACAUCAAGAAAGCCGGUCCAUCGCCUAAGGACACAGCGUGGAUCUUUGACGAUGGCACAGUUUAG
Linderina pennispora is the source of this 450-nucleotide messenger RNA. RefSeq names its product ubiquitin-conjugating enzyme. The record is from RefSeq and is a predicted model, not a curated record. The transcript has 2 exons. The coding region runs from base 1 to 450 and encodes 149 amino acids. NCBI's taxonomy places the organism in Eukaryota, Fungi, Kickxellomycota, Kickxellomycetes, Kickxellales, Kickxellaceae.